This is a messenger RNA of Tripterygium wilfordii, 2870 nucleotides long. Its product is annotated as transcription factor GTE4-like. The transcript has 6 exons. The record is from RefSeq and is a predicted model, not a curated record. NCBI's taxonomy places the organism in Eukaryota, Viridiplantae, Streptophyta, Magnoliopsida, Celastrales, Celastraceae. The coding region runs from base 283 to 2220 and encodes 645 amino acids. Gene Ontology annotation, molecular function: protein binding.
UAUCGUUCUGUAUCUUCUAUAUAUAUUGGUUGUACAUAUAGCUAGUUCUUUGUCCAUCUGUGUUGUAGAGGUCGAGAUUCAGUGAAUUGUGGAAGAUUCGAGAGAGACGUUUUAUCUAUAUAGGGUCUGCUUAGGGAAAGAAACCCCAUAUUGAAAUUUCGAUUCUUGGUGAAAUCAGGGUUUUUACUUUUUAGGGGUUUGGUGGAAAGACAAAAGCCCUAAAAGAUUUGUUUUUUAGUGCAAGGAAAAGUGAGGGGGUUAGGGUUUUCUUGGGGCACAUGUAUGGCGUCGGCGACAAUAGUUGGAGAAGGAACUGAAGGCAACAAAGAGAAGCAGCGCUAUACGGAGAGCAAGGUGUACACGAGGAAGGCCUUUAAAGGUCUCAAGAAGAACAACACCGCUGCCCCGACUACUGCGACCGACGCGAACGCUGACAACAACAACAGCUUCACUGCCAAUACUGCGAACAACAACGAGGACAACCAUAAAAUCAGCAGUGAAGAUGGUAGCAUCGACAAUGACGAGAAGAAGAAGAGUGACUCGAUUCAAGAACUUCGCCAAGACCUAACCACUCGGGGAGCGGAUUCCUCCCAGCAGUGGAUCAAUAUUUCACGUCUAGAUGAGGCGUCGGAUGACACUUCGAGCCUUAACAGGCAGCAAGAGGUGGCACCUGUCGCGUGUGAGCAACCUUCAGAGAAUGGGGCCGUGAAGGAGGACUCAGAGGAUCGAUGGAAAGUAAAUGUGCCUUCUUUGUCCAAGAAUGAGGUGCGGGAGUUAAGGAUGAAGCUGGAGGGUGAGUUGGAUGUGGUGAGGAGUUUGGCAAAGAAGGUUGAAGAGAAAAAAGGGCCUAUUGGUGGUGUUGUCUUUGUGGGUGGUGAUAGUGGCGGGGAUGUUGGGUCCAUUCAUGGAGUGAAUAGGGUUCAUUCUAAGGUGGCCUCAGUUGGAGUUCCAGUUGAGGGGGUUACUCCUGGGCAGUCUAAGUCCUUGAAUCAAUUGAGUAUACCAACGUUGGAGAAUAGUCAGGAUGCAGUUGAAAAUGUGGAGAAAGAGAAGAGAUUUCCAAAUGCUAAUCGGUUCUAUGGGAAUUCAGAGUUUUCGCUGGCAAAAGACAAGUUUCCUCCAGCUGAGAGCAACAAAAGGGCGAAAUUGAAUGGGAAGAAGCAGGGAGGAGGGAAAGUGGGACAUGGAUUUAGUCCUGGUAGUAAGGUUUUUAAGAAAUGUAGUGCUUUGCUUGAGAGAUUGAUGAAGCAUAAGCAUGGUUGGGUGUUUAAUACGCCUGUUGAUGUGAAAUCUCUGGGUUUACAUGACUAUUUCGCUAUUAUUAAGCAUCCAAUGGACUUGGGCACGGUGAAGUCGAACCUGAAUAAGAACUGGUAUAACUCACCAAGAGAAUUUGCAGAGGAUGUAAGGCUUACAUUUAGCAAUGCAAUGACAUAUAACUCAAAAGGGCAAGAUGUCCACAUAAUGGCAGAGCAAUUGUCGAAGAUAUUUGAGGAGAAAUGGGCUGUUAUAGUGUCAGAUUAUAAUCGUGAGAUGAAGCUGCUUAGUGUUGAUUAUGCAAUGGGAAUUCAUGCACCAACUUCAAGAAAGGCCCCUCCGUCUCGGCCACCUCCACUUGAUAUGAGGAGGAUCUUGGAUAGAUCAGAAUCAAUGACACAUCCUCCUCCCCUUCCUUCAGUUAGGACUCCUGCCCCGAAGAAGCCAAAGGCAAAGGAUCCACAUAAGAGGGAUAUGACAUAUGAGGAGAAGCAGAAGCUUAGCACAAACCUUGAGAGUUUACCGUCAGAGAAGCUGGACAACAUUGUACAGAUCAUUAAGAAGAGGAAUUCAACACUAUCUCAACAUGAUGAUGAAAUUGAAGUUGAUAUUGAUAGUGUUGAUGCUGAGACUCUAUGGGAACUUGACAGGUUAGUAACCAACUACAAAAAGAGUUUGAGCAAGAAGAAGAGAAGGGCUGAACUUGCCAUACAAGCAAUAGCAGAGGCUGAGCAGAAUGCCCGACAACAACCCCCAGCCCCGGCUGUGGCGGAGGCACCAAAAGAAAUGGAAAUAGAUGGAAGGAAUGGUUCCUCUUCCUUACCUGUUCAAGGGGGGAAAGGAGGGGAUAAUUCAAGUAGUUCAAGCAGCUCUAGCAGUGAUACUGGAUCUUCUUCAAGUGAUUCUGAUAGCGACAGCUCCUCAGCAUCUGAGUCUGAUGCAGCGCAUUCACCUAGGACUUGACAUAUUCUGAUCAGAUUGAAGAGUUGGAAAGGAUUGGUGCUGACAUAUGGGUUGAGGCAGUUAUCGUGGACAUUCAAUGAAUAUGUAAUGCCUCUGCUAUCGGAAAGCAUGGUAAUAAGCUGUUGCGCUCUGUUCUUAGAAGACCACAACUUGGUGAUGCUCCAGAUCGAAUAGCAACCUAACUGAUGCAGUAAAAGGGUUUGGCCAUUUUCCAGGCACUGAAAGAAGUUUCUCUAUUUGCUUUAUGCUUAAAGGUUUAUGAAAGGCUUGUUUCUAUCAUUUCCAUGGAGAGUGAGAACUCGAGUUUGAGGCCUCCUGUGUGAUGUCGAUGUUUUUCUCAGUAAGGCAAAACUCCGACGAAAAUUAUCUGUUUGGUUGCUUCCAUUACAAUUAAUGGUGAAUUGUGUUGGUUAACAACAGCCGCGAUGCACUUGUGAAAAUUCUGAAGCCCAGAUGAGAAGAGGUUUCUGGCACCACUGGGCUUUACCAAUCUGCAGUUUCGACUUCUUUUUCAACAAAUUCUAUCGAAGGAUGGUGAACUUUGUGGCACUCUGUUCAUUGGGAGAUUAUUUUUAUAUACAUUAUAUUCACUUGUAUAAAUACUAUUGCUUACUUGUUCAACUUAACAGAGUCUGUAAGAUUUUAGUUUU